Messenger RNA from Cadophora gregata, 1902 nucleotides. RefSeq lists its product as uncharacterized. The record is from RefSeq and is a predicted model, not a curated record. NCBI's taxonomy places the organism in Eukaryota, Fungi, Ascomycota, Leotiomycetes, Helotiales, Ploettnerulaceae. The transcript is spliced from 6 exons. Gene Ontology annotation, molecular function: zinc ion binding; DNA-binding transcription factor activity, RNA polymerase II-specific; DNA binding. Gene Ontology annotation, biological process: regulation of DNA-templated transcription; DNA-templated transcription. Gene Ontology annotation, cellular component: nucleus. The coding region runs from base 1 to 1902 and encodes 633 amino acids.
AUGACCCUUGAGCGCCGACGAGGGAGAAAAGCUUGCCUGAGUUGCCACAGCCAAAAGGCAAAGUGUUCUGGAGAGCUUCCUCAAUGUGAGAGAUGUUCACAGCGAGGGACUGAAUGUCAAUACUCAUCAAAUACACAAUCUGUACCACUGGGCAUCAGUCCAGAUAAAGGCAUUGUCAGGCAGCAUAUCGACGCAUUCUUUGAAUACAUCUACCCGAUUCCUGGUCAGAGUUUCCUUCACCGUGCGAUAUUCCUCCAGAACUGGUCCAAAGAUGCACACAGUCCAUAUCUCUUACAAGCACUCUGCGGCGCCACAGCAAGGUUUCUAGCAACAAGUGAUGCCCAACGCCAACAAGCAGCAACUUGGAUAAACGAGGCUGAAAACCAAGUACUGAAAAUGAUUUCGGAGCCCUCUCUGUCAGUAGUCGAGACACUAUUGAUAAUCAUUUUCGAUCGCUUGACGUCACGCAAAUUCGGCAAAGUGAUGGCCCUUUCUGCUCUCGUUGUUCGGUUUGCCUUCGCCAUGAGAUUAAACUACACCGACAAGAAACUUACAUUUGUAGGACAAGAACGUCGACGCCGUCUAAUGUGGUCGAUAUUCAUGAGUGAUACUUUACUGGCCAAUGGCAGAGCAGAUUUCACCUUGGUUUCUGCGGAGAGAAUUCAUCUGCAGUUGCCUUGCCAUGAGCGGGAUUUCUCGUUUGAUAUUCCGGUGGAGACCGAGUUGCUCAAGCCUGCGCCGGGUUUGGACAACCAGUCAAAUAUUGGCAUGAUGGGUUUCUUGAUCCGCAUAUUGGAGAUACGUGUUCGAAUACAGAAGUUUACUCAUGAAAUGGUGGAUCGGCAGAACAUCACUCCACAGGCUCGCUUGGAAUUGGAGUCUCUCGCAAGCGAAGUCCAACAUUUCUCGACAGCACUACCCCCAACCUACGCUCUCAACGAGCGGAACUUCUUCUUACGUGCCUAUACUCCGGAGCGAACAACAUAUAUCAUGCUACAUGUAUGGUGGAAUCUGUGUUACUGUGAUUUGUAUAGAUUCACCAUCCCAGGGUUCCACGAAGCAUUGCCUGAUGAAAUACUCUCAGGCCUCACUUCUAAUUUUCUAAAGGAUUGUCGCGAGCGCUGCUUGAAGCACGCAGUGGAUGUGGCGAACAUUUUUGAAAGCAUACUUAGGCUGGGAAGAGAUAUAUUCAUUACAGACACGGCACUUGGCAUCUGUGCACUUCAGUGUGCCAGGAUCAUCACAUCUCUUGGUCCUCUCGUCGAUGAGGCCAUGGAAAGAUCUGUUAUUGUCAAGAAAAGUAUGGCAUGCUCAGACAUACUGCAAAGACACACGGAGCUUUACCCGACCUCUAGGCUACUAAAGGGUAAAAUCGAGGAAAUUGUACGAGCUGCAGAGCGUGAUAUUCGACGAGAGUCUGACCAACUCAUUGGUGGAGAAGACGUCCAGCCUUCGCCUGGCUCAGCAAUAGAUGUGAAUCUGCAAUUGCCACCUCGUCAGGUUUUCACAAAACACAGUUUCUUAUCUGAAAUUCGGCAGAUGGCCAAUUCUCAUGAUGCGGACGAACUCAUUCCAUCUAACAAAGCAGUGCAAGACUCUCAACUUUCAUCUACACUCACACAGCCCGCAGGAAUAUCCAGAUCACAACAAGCUAUGCAGCCUGAAAUCAACAACUCCAUGGCCACAAACUUCACCGCUGAAUCUGGAGACAGACAAGAUACUUCAGGAGGGUCCGCCGAUUACGAUAUGACCUGGAUGCUUGGCCCAGACUUUGCAAUGGGCAAUGCUGAAUAUGAUAUGCUCAUGGAUCCUUUUCUGCGAAUGCAAAACGGGGUGGAAAAUGGACCUUGGAGCUCCGAGAGGUUCCCUGGAUCAGACCAGAAUGACACUUUCUAUUUCUGA